AAGUGUCAACAAAUAACAACAGAAAAGGUAUUUUGCGCGAUGCUCCGGGUUUCGCAAGAUUCUUAUUUUGAGAGUAAAUGUCUCCAUGAAACGCGGUAAAUUUAACUAGCUUAGUGUAAUAAUAAGCAUGUCCCUGUACCAUGCGAACGCAGGCCAGGCGGAAAUCAUCCGCACCAUCCAGAAGGAUGAAACCUACGUGGAGGAAAUCCGGGCCCAGCUAAGUGACACCCUUCUACUAAUCAGCCAGAAAAACUGGUUCAAAUAUCAGCACCUGUGCAAGCUGAUAGCGGAGGUCCUGUACCACCACUACGCGAUCGUGCACAACCUACAAACGCUGGGCGAAGAGUACACCGGAAUUAUCCAGGUGGACGCGAACUAUGUGAUGCUACCUAACAAGGCCUUACAAAUCUUCGCCAUCCUGCUGGAGUACGGAGGCGAGCACGUGGUCGAGCGAAUCCUAACUCGGCUGCAGAUGGCCAUCGAUCGCAGCGACGAGCUGCUACCGAAGGCGAAAGAAAAUUUCAACCUCACGCUGGACGCAAUGAAGUUCAUCAUUCCGUACGUGCGGGGUUUUCACACCAGUCUGUUCUACAUUUCCGGCGGAAAGUAUCACAUCUCCAAACGCUUGACGGGGAUCAACUACGUGCUAAUCCGGAACUGGUUGAAAGAAAAUCACUCGAUAUACGGCUUCCGGGUGCUGGGGGUGGUCACCCUGGCACAGCUGAUUCUUUCACUGGUGGUCAAAGCGAAGGCGUACUGGAAGAAGUCGAAAAGCGUUUCGACUGGGGUGGCGCGAAAACGACCAGCGGAAGCAUCGGAGUCAAGACGUGCCGCAAGUGGACGGAAAUGUACCCUCUGUCUGGAGGUCGCGAUGGACCUCAGUGUAACUCAGUGUGGGCAUCUUUUCUGCUGGUCCUGCAUUCUGAAUUGGCUUGACGAACGGCCGGUUUGUCCGAUUUGCCGGGAGGCCAUCAAAAAGUCACGUGUUGUGAAGUUGCAAAACUUCUCCUAGAGUGGUUUUGCAGGGAGUCGUUUCACUUCUAUGAAAUGAAAGGUGAGCGGGUUAAGUUUGAUUAUAUUUAAUAUGUACAAUAUACCUCGGAAGCACUUGUUUCGAGUCCGUUUUUUUUUCUUGUUAUAAUAUGCUAAGUUGCUAGCUGUUUAGGGGGGGUAGAAUUUUGAUGGUUUUUAAAACGAAAUAUUUACACAAGCGAGGCAGACGCCCGCAGUAUUCUUGAAUAGGAUGGCCUAAUAAAUUAGUAUUUUUGGACGAAUAAAAUUUUUCUCUUGGCUCUUUUCUA
This is a messenger RNA of Wyeomyia smithii (pitcher-plant mosquito), 1301 nucleotides long. RefSeq names its product peroxisome assembly protein 10-B (gene Pex10). The record is from RefSeq and is a predicted model, not a curated record. Gene Ontology annotation, cellular component: peroxisomal membrane. Lineage: Eukaryota; Metazoa; Arthropoda; Insecta; Diptera; Culicidae. The transcript is spliced from 3 exons. Gene Ontology annotation, molecular function: zinc ion binding. Bases 128 to 1012 code for a protein of 294 amino acids. Gene Ontology annotation, biological process: protein import into peroxisome matrix.